UUUUCAGUGCUCACUCUGCAUUUGUUUGUAUCCUCCUCCUCGCCGAGAUUAGAGGGAUACCUGUGUAGUGCUGCUUUAUAAUGAUUUCUGCUGAGCCUCAGAAUAGGUUGUGGUAUUUUUUUUAGGUGGACUGCCAGCUGCCGAUCUCGCUGUUGACAGUAAAAGCAGAUAUGUUCCUUGCUCACUGCCAUUAGCACUGACCAUGACUCUUCACACCAAAACCUCUGGAGUUACACUGCUGCACCAGAUUCAAGGCACCGAACUGGAGACACUGAGCAGACCUCAGCUGAAGAUUCCCCUGGAAAGAUCGCUCAGCGACAUGUACGUGGAGAGCAACAAGACAGGAGUUUUUAACUACCCCGAAGGGGCCACUUAUGAUUUUGGUACUACAGCUCCAGUGUACAGCUCUACUACUCUCAGUUAUGCCCCUACUUCUGAAUCUUUUGGGUCCAGCAGCCUGGCAGGAUUUCACUCACUGAACAAUGUCCCACCAAGCCCAGUGGUGUUCUUGCAAACAGCGCCUCAGCUUUCACCCUUCAUCCAUCAUCAUAGCCAACAGGUACCCUAUUACCUUGAGAAUGAACAGGGCAGCUUUGGGAUGAGGGAAGCUGCUCCUCCGGCCUUCUACAGGCCAAGCUCUGAUAACAGGCGCCACAGCAUCCGGGAGAGGAUGUCCAGUACCAACGAUAAAGGGAGCCUGUCCAUGGAGUCCACCAAGGAGACCCGGUACUGUGCUGUCUGCAACGACUACGCUUCAGGCUACCAUUAUGGGGUCUGGUCUUGUGAGGGCUGCAAAGCUUUUUUCAAAAGGAGUAUUCAAGGGCACAACGACUACAUGUGUCCUGCUACUAACCAGUGCACCAUCGACAAGAACAGAAGAAAGAGUUGCCAGGCUUGCCGACUAAGAAAAUGCUAUGAAGUGGGAAUGAUGAAAGGUGGAAUCCGGAAAGACCGCAGAGGUGGGCGAAUGAUGAAACAAAAACGUCAAAGAGAGGAGCAGGAUUCCAGGAACGGUGAGGCUUCUUCUACAGAUCUGCGAGCUCCCACCCUUUGGACAAGUCCACUGGUCGUCAAACAUAACAAGAAGAACAGUCCAGCCCUGUCACUGACAGCAGAACAGAUGGUCAGUGCCUUGCUGGAAGCUGAGCCACCCAUAGUUUAUUCUGAAUAUGACCCAAAUAGACCAUUCAACGAAGCCUCUAUGAUGACCCUGUUGACCAACCUUGCAGACAGAGAAUUAGUGCACAUGAUCAACUGGGCAAAGAGAGUUCCAGGAUUUGUGGAUUUAACACUCCAUGAUCAGGUCCAUCUACUGGAAUGUGCCUGGUUAGAGAUACUGAUGAUUGGCUUAGUCUGGCGCUCCAUGGAACACCCAGGAAAGCUUUUAUUUGCACCUAACCUAUUAUUGGACAGGAAUCAAGGGAAAUGUGUAGAGGGCAUGGUGGAAAUCUUUGACAUGCUGCUGGCUACUGCUGCUCGGUUUCGCAUGAUGAACCUUCAAGGGGAGGAAUUUGUGUGCCUUAAGUCCAUCAUCCUGCUCAAUUCUGGUGUGUACACUUUUCUUUCCAGCACCUUGAAAUCUCUGGAAGAGAGAGACUAUAUCCACCGUGUUCUGGACAAAAUCACAGACACUCUGAUACACUUAAUGGCUAAGUCGGGUCUUUCUCUGCAGCAGCAGCACAGGCGACUGGCUCAGCUCCUCCUCAUCCUCUCUCACAUCAGACAUAUGAGCAACAAAGGAAUGGAGCACCUGUACAAUAUGAAGUGUAAAAAUGUAGUUCCACUCUAUGAUCUCUUGCUGGAGAUGCUGGACGCUCACCGACUGCACGCCCCAGCAGCCAGGAGCGCUGCACCAGUGGAAGAGGAGAACCGGAGCCAGAUGACAACUGCAUCAGCCUCAUCUCAUUCCUUGCAGUCUUUUUAUAUAAACGGCAAAGAAGAGGAGAAUGUGCAGAAUACAAUAUAAACAGAAGUCAGCAUAUAUAAUGGUAUGAGAAACCCAGCAGCGUACUACCUAAGUCAUGCUUCAUUUCGUCUGUAGUGCCACCUAGGUAAACACUCCAAUGACAACAGUCACC
Molecule: messenger RNA, 2078 nt
Organism: Haliaeetus leucocephalus (bald eagle)
Lineage: Eukaryota; Metazoa; Chordata; Aves; Accipitriformes; Accipitridae
Gene: ESR1
Product: estrogen receptor 1
Exons: 8
Coding region: 203-1966 (587 amino acids)
Biological process (GO): regulation of DNA-templated transcription; steroid hormone receptor signaling pathway
Cellular component (GO): nucleus
Molecular function (GO): nuclear estrogen receptor activity; sequence-specific DNA binding; DNA-binding transcription factor activity
Source: RefSeq, a predicted model, not a curated record